Messenger RNA from Candida albicans SC5314, 2880 nucleotides. It is a transcript of the gene SEC5, whose product is annotated as exocyst subunit. The record is from RefSeq and is a predicted model, not a curated record. Lineage: Eukaryota; Fungi; Ascomycota; Pichiomycetes; Serinales; Debaryomycetaceae. Gene Ontology annotation, biological process: Golgi to plasma membrane transport; exocytosis. The transcript has a single exon. Bases 1 to 2880 code for a protein of 959 amino acids. Gene Ontology annotation, cellular component: exocyst.
AUGUUUGAUUUAAAUGCAAGUGAUGAAGAAUUGAAGUCUAAAUAUGGACUUCGAAAUAUGCAUCCUACUGAUAUUGGUGAUGUAACUUAUUUUGAUACCCCCAUACCAGAAGAUUUAUCUGAUUUGACUCCUCAACAACAAUAUGAAUUACUUAUUAAACUUGUUGAUUUAAAUCAACCAUCACCAAGCCAAGCUGGGGAUGCUAAUAUUUUAUUGGAUUUAAUUAUUAAACAAGACACAUCUAAAUCUCAAGCCAUACGAGAUUCCAAGAAAUCUUUAUCUCAAUUUGAACAUCAAGUUCAUAAAUAUAAUGAAGAUUUGAAAAAAAUAAUUGAAUCUAAUUCUAUACAUUUUAUUAAUACUAAAUGGAAAAUCGAUAAUGCCAUGAUUGAUUUUAUGAAACUGAAAACUAAAGCUCAACAAGAUCGUGCUAGUAGUAGAGUGUUUAAUCCCCAAAGACGAAAUUUAACUAAUAAAGAAGGACUUACAGCUGAACUUGAAGAUAAUAUUAAUAGUUUACAAGCCAAUACAUCAUCAAUGAUUCAACCUAUUAUUGAAAGUAAAGCUAAAGAAGAUAAAGUUGUUAAAAUGAUUGAAUUCACUAAAGCCAAUCAAAAUUUUUUUGAUUUACCCAAUAGUUUAGUUCAUUCAUUAUCACUUAAUAAUAAUGAAAAAUUCAUUGAUGAUUAUAAUCGAUAUAUUCAUGAUAAAGAUCGAUUUUUAAGUGUACUUAAUAAUAGAUAUCGAGAUCAAGUUUUAAAAUUGACUCAUGAUAAUAUCAAUGGUAAAAAUGACCAAGCACUUCGAACCAUAGAAGAUGAUCGGAAAUUACAAUUAACAUUAAUUCUGAAAGUUUUCAAAGAAAUUGAUACUAUAGCUCAUAAUUAUAGGAAUAAAAUUUAUCAAGAAUUUUUAUCAUUAGAUCAUGAAGCUAGUAAAACUCAAUCAACAUCAAAAUUUAUGUCAUUAGUAGAUAAUUUAUCACGAUUAAAUCUUGAUGAUAAAAUGAAAAAUCCUAUUGCUGAUUUUUUGACUAAACAAAUUGAAGCCAUUGAUAAAGAUUUUGAAUAUCAAGUGGAAAAAUUUGAUAGUAAAUUUUUACUUAUGCAAAAUAAAUUAAUUGAUUAUAUUGGUUCAUUAAAUCCCGAAAGAAGAGAAGGUUCACAUAUCAAUUAUAUUAAUGAAAAAUAUGAUACUUAUAAAGAUGAAAUCAAUUCUGCUACUAUAAAUGGAGAAAACAAAUUAAUGAUUAUUAAAGAAGCAUUUGAAAGUAAUGAUUCAUUAGAUUUAAGUCUUAUUAAUGAAGCAUGGUUAGUAUUAUUUAAUUUUAUAAAUUAUUUGGAUAAUAUGGUUUUAUCAAAUCUUUUAAAAUUUCUUAAUAAUUAUGUUCAUUAUAUUAAAUUGGGGAUAGACAGUCAGGGGAAAAUCAGAGAUUCAGCCAUUGAAUUGAUUAAUAAAGUUGUUGUAAUCAUGAUGGCUUUAUUUGAUGAUGAAAAUAAUAAUAAUAAUAAUAAUAAUAAUAAUAAAGAAAAGAAUAAUUCUAAUCCAUUGGAAAGUUCACCUAAAAAUUAUAAACAAUUUGUUCCUUAUUAUACAAAUUCUUUAUCAACUAUAUAUCAUUUAACAAAAAUCAAUCGUAUUGUUAAUAAAAUUAUCAAUAAUUUUGGGAAUUUUGUUGGUACAAUAGGUAAUAUUAGUCAAUAUUCUGAAACUAAUAAAGUGAUGAAAAGUUUGAAAAAUUCAUCGACAAAAAUCAAUCAAAAAAUUCUUGAAGCAAUAUGUGCCACCUGGGUUAAUGAUUGUUCACAAUUUUAUGAAUUAGAAGAUUGGACUUUAGAUAAACAAAAUAACAAACAUAAUAACAACAACAAUAAGAAUAAGAAUAAUAAUAAUAAUAGUGGUAAUGCUAAAUGUACUAAAUUAAUGAAUGUCAUUCAAUGUUAUCAAUUAUAUGUUUUGUUGAAGAUUUCUAAUUUAGUAAUUCAUGAUCAAUCAUCGGAUUAUAAUGUUGUUGCCGUUUAUCCUAGUAAAAGAAUGUUAGUUUCUAUUGAAAUUCAAUUUAUGAGAAGUUUAAAUAUUAUUGUUGAUUCUAUGAUGAAGAAAUAUAAUUUAGAUCGUCAAAUUAGUCAACAAUCUUCAAACAAUAUGGAUGAUUCUAAUGCUAAAAAUUUACAAGUUUUCAAAAUUUUGACAAUGAAUAAUUUUGAUAAAUUAUCAAGAAUAAUUUAUCCGGAAUUAUUAUUACAAUUUGAUAAAUUUUUCGAUAAAGAUUUACUGAAACAAAAUUUGAAAUUAUUUGCUGAUAUUGAUAAAGCAAGUUUAACCAUAAUUGAUGAUAUUUUAAAUAUUGAAAAAUUAUAUAUUGCUCAAACUGUCAAUAAAUUUUUCCAUACCACCACUGGUGCCAAAGCCAAAGCCAAAGCCAAAGCCAAAGGAACUAAUAUUAGUUAUACUUCACCACAAGUUUUAAAAGUUGAUGGAUUUGUUUAUGAGAUUUUAAUUCAUUUUGUUAAACUUAUCAAUAAGAUCAAACCAUUAACUAAUGAAGAAGUAUUUGUCACAAUUAUUAAUGAAUUACAAUUGAAUUUAUUGAAAAAUAUUCUUGAUAAUACUCGUCAAAUACUUUUAAAACUGUCAUUAGCUUAUGUUAAUUUAAAAUUAGAUGCAAAUUUUAUUUUACUUGUAUUUGAAAAAUCAAAACUUUUACAAUUAAAUGAUUCAAGUUAUAAAAUUUUACAAAUUUUAUUAAAUGAAAUUGAUAAUAAAAAUAAUGAAUUAUUUAAUGAUAAAAAUCAACAAUUUAAUUAUUCUAAAAAAGAUUUUGAUGAAAUUUUACAAUUAAAUAUGCAAGAUUCUGCCAAUGAAUUUAGUUGCUUCUAG